Molecule: messenger RNA, 2349 nt
Organism: Closterium sp. Yama58-4
Lineage: Eukaryota; Viridiplantae; Streptophyta; Zygnematophyceae; Desmidiales; Closteriaceae
Source: the annotation of a GenBank genome assembly
AUGGUGCAGCGGCGUGGAGGUGGUGGGAAGGAUGGGGCAGCGGGAAUGGCGGAGGAGGCGCACGUGCCGCUGCAAGCCAUCCUAUUGGCUGACAGCUUCGCGCAGACAUUCCGACCAAUCACGCUGCGCAAACCCAAGGUGCUGCUACCGGUAUCAGGCGCAGCAAUGGUGGACUACACGCUCGAGUGGCUGGCCAUGGCAGGCGUCGAGGAGACCUUCGUCUUCUGCUGCGCGCACUCCCAACAGAUCCGAGCGCACCUGGAGGAUGCCGGCUGGAUGCGCCCCUCCGCCUCCUCGCACCACCACCAGGGGGGGGGCGGGCAGCGGCACGGCAUGCGGGUGUCGACAGUGGUGGCACAUGACUGUGUGAGCGUGGGGGACGCGCUCAGACACAUGGAUCAUAAGGGUGUGAUCCGAGGGGAUUUUAUUCUGGUGAGCGGGGAUGUCAUCGCCAAUGUCUCGCUCUCUCACGCGCUGCAAGCCCACAGGGAGAGGAGGCGCAAGGACAAGCAGGCAGUGAUGACCAUGCUGCUCACGCACUGCCCCUCCAACCCCCUCACCCACCUCACGCGCACGGGCAGCGAGUCACAAGUGUUUGGCAUCUGCCCGGACUCCACCCAGCUGCUCUUCUACGACCCGCCGCCCGACCCCCUCUCCUCCACGCCCACCGGCAAGCUCGCAGCAUUAGCGGGUGGGCAGCGUAGCUUGGCAGUAUCUGUGGAGCGGGCGGUGUGGCAGGGGCACAGGCGGCUGGCACUGCGGACGGAUCUGGAGGACAGUGGCAUAGACAUCUGUGCACCGGAGGUGCUGUACUUAUACACGGACAACUUUGACUACCAGCACCCCAGGCGAGACUUCCUGCGCGGCAUUCUCAAUGAUGACAUCAUGGGAAACAAGAUCUACACGCACGAGAUCAAAUCGCAGUACGCCGCCCGCAUUGACACCCUGCGGGCGUACGCAGCAGUGACACGGGACGUGCUGCGGCGCUGGGCCUUCCCCCUCGCCCCCGACUGCGCCUUCGGGGCCCACAGUGGCCGCACUGCCGUCACCCGAGGGAACCGGUACCGCGAGGAAGUGGCACGGUCAGCAGUGAUAGGCGCCGACACGCUGCUGGGGGAGGGCACGGUGGUGGCAGAGAGGGCAGUGGUGCGGGGCUCUGUGCUGGGGGCGCACUGCCUCUUGGGCGAGGGGGCCGUGGUGGAGGGCAGCUUCCUGUGGGGCGGUGUCACGGUGGGCGCGGGGGCGGUGGUGCGGCACGCUGUGCUGUGCGAUGGCGUGCAGGUCAUGGCGGGUGGAAGGGUCAACCCCGGAUGUGUUCUCUCCUUUGAUGUGGUGGUGGCAGCCAAUCACGUGGUGCCACCUGGCACGCGCAUAGCGAGGGAGCAGCAACCUGAGGAGGAGGGGAGCGAUGAUGAGAACACCGAGGGGCAUGGCAUGGCCCUGCCUUCAGCCCGCAGGAAGAAGCGAGGUGAUGAGGAUGAUGAUGAUGAGGAGGAGGAGGAGAAGGAAGACGAGGAUGAAGAGGAGGAGAAUGAGGAGGGAGAGAAGGAGGAGGAGGAGGAGGAUGAAGACGAGGGUGCAUGUGAUGUGCAAGCAGUGGGCGAGGGCGGGAGGGGCUUCGCCUGGCCGCCCAGAACGCCCGCUGCAGCAGCCGUGGUGCGGCGCCAGUCGCUCGCACCAAUCACAGCGCUCGAACUCGCUGAGCUGGCGAGACUGGCUGUUGGAAGGGAGGAGGGUGAGGGGGAGGAGGGAGAGGAGGAGACAGGAAGGGAGGGAGGGGCUGCGCUGGUGGGAGGGGAUGAGGAGGAAGAGGAGGAGGAGGAGGAGGAGGAGGAGGACGAGUUUAGCAAGGAGGUGGAGGAGAUGUUCAAGCGGGCUGUGGCAGAGGGGGUGGCUCAAGACAACGUGGUGCUUGAGGUCAACGCACUCAAGCUGGCAUACAACCGCUCCUUUGCAGACUGUGCGGGGGCCAUGUUCCGAGGCAUGCUCAACCUCGCGGCCUCCCAGGCCACCCCCGGGGUGCCCACCAAGGAGCUGCUGGCGUCCACGCGGGCCGUGGUGACUCGAUGGACGUCGCUUCUGAGAAGGUUCCUCAAGGGCACCGAUGAUGAGGUGGAGGUGCUGUUGACGUUCGAGGAGGUGUGCAACGAGGCGCGCCCCGAGUUCGCCCCCAUCUUUGUCAAUGUGCUGGAGGCGCUGUACGACUGGGACAUAGUGAGCGAGGAGGCCGUCAUGGCGUGGGCCGAUGAGAAGCAGUUCGCUGAUGCUGCUGACAAGCUCUUCGUCGAGCGAUCCGCAGCGUUCAUCAAGUGGCUCAAGGAAGCGGAGGAGGAGAGCGAUGAUGAGUGA